Histoplasma mississippiense is the source of this 1929-nucleotide messenger RNA. RefSeq lists its product as hypothetical. NCBI's taxonomy places the organism in Eukaryota, Fungi, Ascomycota, Eurotiomycetes, Onygenales, Ajellomycetaceae. The record is from RefSeq and is a predicted model, not a curated record. The coding region runs from base 1 to 1929 and encodes 642 amino acids. Gene Ontology annotation, molecular function: phosphopentomutase activity. The transcript has 8 exons. Gene Ontology annotation, biological process: carbohydrate metabolic process; purine ribonucleoside salvage.
AUGGACGAUUCCUCCGCAGUACCGCUAUCAGAUCUAGUCCACCAAUGGUUGGAUUGGGACCAUGACCCUGAAACUCGCGCCGAAAUCAUCAGACUGCGCGACGAGAAGAAUGAAGUUGAGUUGGAGAAACGCUUGCGGAAACGCAUCGAAUUCGGUACCGCUGGGCUGCGCGGCCGUAUGCAAGCCGGAUUCUCAUCGAUGAAUGCCCUCACCGUCAUCCAAGCCUCGCAGGGCCUUGCCAAAUUUAUCAGACGGUCGCAUCAGCAAUCGCUGGAGCAGGAGCACCCGCAGCCUUCGGUGAUAAUUGGCCGCGACGCACGGCAUAACUCGAAGAAAUUUGCCAUGCUGGCUGCGAAUGCGUUUGCUGCUGAAGGGAUUCGGGUGUUGUGGUAUCGGAGUGCUGGGCCAACGCCGCUUGUACCCUUUGGCGUGUUGAAGAAUCGGGAGGCGUGGGGGGUUAUGGUCACGGCUAGUCAUGUGAGUGUCUCCUGGUUGGGAUACGCAUCGAACGGUUGCCAGAUAAAUUCACCCAUGGACGCGGAGAUCGCGGAUCUGAUCGAACAAAAUCUGGAGCCUUGGCCGACCGCUUGGGACGCAAUGGAUGAAAGUAAACAUCUAGCAUUGGAUUACUACAAGGAUACGGCGAAAAUGUACUGUGACUCUGUCACUCUGUUCAUUAAUUCCAUAAAACUGUCAUCGGGCCCUCAAAGACCCUUCGUCUAUACACCAUUACACGGCGUCGGACAUUCCCUUAUGUCCCGGCUAUGUGAGCAGCUGGGGAUGAAGGAUUUAGUAACCGUCGUCGCUGAACAGCAAGAACCGGACCCGGACUUUCCAACCGUCGCCUUCCCAAACCCAGAAGAAAGCGGCGCCUUAGAUCUCGCCAUGAAAACCGCGGAUGCUGUGGGUCACGAUCUUGUCAUCGCCAAUGAUCCGGAUGCGGAUAGACUCGCUGUGGCGGAGAAAGUCAACGGUAACUGGAUAAAAUUCACCGGCGACCAACUCGGCAUCCUCCUCGCCUCCUAUAUGCUGGACACUAUACACUCACAAACACCCGAUAAACCCCCACAUGUGCAAAAGAAGAUAGCAAUGCUCACCACAGCCGUAUCAACAAGCAUGCUCUCUAAAAUCGCCCGCGCUGAAUCCAUCCAUGCUCAAGAAACCCUCACUGGCUUCAAAUGGCUUGGCAACGUCGCCAGACGUCUCGAAUCUCGCAUACACAGCGGCGGCGACGACCAGAACAAGAACAGCAGUGACGGCUACACCGUCCCCUUCGGCUUUGAAGAGGCCCUUGGCUACAUGUUCCCCGCCAUCAGCUAUGACAAAGAUGGCCUAACGGCCGCCAUGGUCUUCGUCGCCGCAGCCGAGCCGCACUGGCGUGUCAACGAGGGGCUGACACCGUACGAGAAGCUGAAGCAGCUGUACGGGCGGUACGGGUAUUUUGAGAAUUUGAACACGUAUUUCGUGUCGCCGGAUGUGGCGGUUACGCGGAAGUUGUUUGAGGGCGUUCGUGAGAAGGUUGCGGAGAAGGGGUUGGGGGAGGGGGGCGUGCAGGAGCGGUUGGGGAUGGUGGGGCGCUUGCCCAUAUUGCGCUGGCGGGAUGUGACGUUUGGAUUUGAUUCUGGCGCUGGUGGUGAGGAUGGUGGCAUGCAGCUACCCGCUGAUCCGAAUAAUCAGAUGGUGACUGUGUGGUCAGAGCGAGGGAUUCGGUUCACAUUACGCGGGUCCGGGACGGAGCCGAAGAUUAAGAUCUAUAUCGAAAGCUGCUCCGACUCACACGACGAAGCGGUCAAGGCCGUCUGCGAUGUGUUUAUGGCUGUGCUGGAAGACUGGAUACAGCCUUGUGCGCCUGGUGUGACUUAUGCUGAGCGGAUUGUUACGUCGUCGGGGUUCGUGCUGGAUGCACGUAGUGUACCUGUGCUAGGUUAG